AUCACUGUGUACGACUUUACCCCUGGUGUCCGGGCACGAAAUUCAGGUCAAACAACCAAUAUAUAGAACAUCAUCUGACCGUUCAGGUUCACUACGGCCCGUCCUGCAAAACGAAUACUUUCGAUCGAGGCCCCUAAUUUCCUUUGCUUUUGAGCGCAUAUAAAGCUUGGUCGGUGUCGAGGACUUGUUUUGACCCGCCUUUUCCUCAAGGUUCACGACCUCGAACCGUUGACCAGACUAGGCACGAUCAUGAAUCGCGUCGGUGUCACUUUAUGCGGCAGCCUCUGGUUGUUGAACUUGGUUGUGGGAGUGUCUGGGGAGGAUUAUACACAGUAUGUGAACUUGUUCGUUGGGACUCAGGGCGCUAUACCUGGAAGUAGCCUUGGUGGAGGCAACAUGUUCCCCGGUGUGGCCCUCCCCUUCGGUCAAGUCAAGCUUGGUAUCGAUACUUCCGUGGUCAACCUCGACCAAGGCGGGAUCUCGAGUGCGAAUAGCGGGUACACGCCCCUCGGGAACUCGACCGGCUUUUCCAUGCUUCAUACCAGCGGAACUGGCGGACAGCCAAAAUACGGUGUCGUAUCACAGAUGCCCUUGCUGGGCGACCUGGAUGCACAAGGGAUCAAUGUUGCCGAUAACAUGACCUAUCUUACGAAUCGAACUUCCGAGUCCGCAGAAGUGGGCUACUUCCGCACGACUUUUGAAACUACGAACAUCACGACCGAGUUGACCGCGUCAGAGCACGCAGGCAUCCUCCACUACACAUUUCCCACUCAAACCGGCUCCAACGCGACAAACUCCUCACAAGCCCAUGUCCUCGUUGAUCUCGCUCAUGCUCUCCCUUCGGGUGGGAGUGGAUAUAUCGCUCAGAGGUAUAUCAAGGGUUCGCUUUCGCUGUCUCCUGAUGGAUCCGGGUACUCUGGGAGUGCGUGGUACGACGGUGGAUGGAAUCAAGGCGAAGCGUGGCAAAUCUACUUCUGCGCCAAUUUCUCCACUCCAGCAACGACCUUCCAAACCUUCUUCACGACGUACUAUCAACUUCUGACGCCUGGCGCACCCACACUCAAUCCGUACCUCGACCUCUUCGCUGGCGACAACUUGGCGUUGGGCGCUCUUUUCAGUUGGGAAUAUCCGCAGAAUGAGACGUUGGAGGUGCAGUCUAGGGUUGGUGUCAGUUUUAUCAGCGCUCAGAAGGCAUGCCAGUUUGUCAGAGAUGAGAUGUCGUGGGAGCAGAGCUUCAACGACACUGUCGCCGCCGUAAAAGAAGCUUGGAACAAGGAGAUCCUCUCGUCCAUCACCGUCCCAGAGGAGAACGGAGAAAAGAAUGAUACUUUGCUCGGAUUGCUGUACACGCACCUUUAUGGGACCGCUCUUAUGCCGACAGAUCGUACGGGCGAGAACCCAGGUUGGAUAUCUAAGGAGCCGUAUUACGAUGACUGGUACACCAUGUGGGAUAUAUUCCGUUGCACGACGCCCUUCUAUCAUCUCGUCUAUACGAAUCGCUAUGUGGACAUGCUCAGAUCGAUCAUCGAUAUUUGGCGACACGAUGGAUUCAUGCCGGAUGGUCGGAGUUCGAACUAUAACGGCCGAACCCAGGGAGGUUCUGACGCAGAUAACGUCCUAGCUGAUGCGUACAUCAAAGGUUUGGACAAAGUGAAGACCAUUGAAUGGGAGGAUGCAUACAAUGCAAUCGUCACGGAUGCAGAAGUCGUUCCCGUCAGAAAUGUUGAUUUCAACGCGUUCGAUGGUGGGACAAAGGAAGGAAGAAAUGCCCUUCCCGAGUGGAAGACCUUGGGUUACAUUACUCCGACGUAUUCUCGGUCUGUGUCCAAAGGGGUCGACUACGCUCAGAACGACUAUGCGGCAUACGUGGUAGCUCAUGGACUUGGUCACAAAAAGGAUGCAGAGAAAUAUCUCGAGAGAUCUGGGUACUGGACGCAUUUCUGGGACUCCAACUCAACCGUCGACCUCGGUGAUGCCGGCUUCGGCUCCUACACCGGAUUCUUCGGUUCUCGUCUCGCGGACGGGACCUUCAACAGCAGCGUGAACGUGACCAACUGUGGCGGCUGCACCUGGGGCGACUAUACCUACGAGGCCCUCAUCUGGGAGUACUCCUUCAACGUCCCACACGACACCGCUGCCCUCAUCGACAAAAUGGGCGGUGCGGACGCAUUCGUGAGGCGACUUGAUGCGUCGUUCGUGGAAGGUUUUUCUGCGGGAUCAGGGGCUGCGAAUACGGCUGGAACGGCGUUGUUUAACCCGGGGAAUGAGCCUUCGUUCAUGACGCCGUUCUUGUAUAACUAUGUACAAGGAAAGCAGUAUAAGACGGUUGAGAAAACAAGAUAUCUUGUGAACAAGUAUUAUGCGCUUGAUGCCGAUGGUAUCCCUGGAAAUCAAGAUGCUGGAGCUAUGGCGACCUGGCUCCUUUGGAACCUGAUCGGGUUAUAUCCCGUCACCUCUCAACCCAUAUACCUCGUCUCCGCUCCUUUCUUCAAAGCCCUGGACGUUCGCCUCGGUACCACCGACCCAUACAGCCCAGCCUACCGAAGCUCAACCUACCUCAAAAUACGAGCACCCAACCUCACACAGGAGAAUAUUUACGUCCAGGGCCUCAAGGUCAAUGGGAAGAAGGUCAAAAGAUCGUAUCUGUGGCACGACGAGAUUGGGUAUGGUGCGACUGUGGAGUUCGAGAUGGGAUCGUCGCCGGUGGCUUGGGACUCAGAUGGAGUAGCCCCUUCCGUCUCAACGGGAGGAUAUUAAGAUGUUAGAGUGCAGUUGGGAACUGUUGGCACGGCACAGAAAUUUAUAGUACAGCUUCUCGCAACUUCUUAUUCUUCGUUUUGCCUCCUAAUCGUCGCUAUCGCGCUCUGUACGACUCAUUUAUGUUUGAAUAACUAUGGGAGGAGAGUUAUGGUCUC
Stereum hirsutum FP-91666 SS1 is the source of this 2915-nucleotide messenger RNA. RefSeq lists its product as uncharacterized. Gene Ontology annotation, cellular component: cytosol; nucleus. The transcript is spliced from 25 exons. The coding region runs from base 250 to 2757 and encodes 835 amino acids. Gene Ontology annotation, biological process: carbohydrate metabolic process; protein quality control for misfolded or incompletely synthesized proteins; protein deglycosylation. The record is from RefSeq and is a predicted model, not a curated record. Gene Ontology annotation, molecular function: carbohydrate binding; peptide-N4-(N-acetyl-beta-glucosaminyl)asparagine amidase activity. NCBI's taxonomy places the organism in Eukaryota, Fungi, Basidiomycota, Agaricomycetes, Russulales, Stereaceae.